AUGCUGUGCUACAAGUUAAGUGGCUCUCAACACAACAUGUCUCAAAACGAGUUAACCGAGGUGGAAACGGCUUUGGAGAGUGAUAGUGCCAUGGCCAUGGCUGGAAGCAUCAUGACCGAAUCAGACGGCUUUGUGGACGUCGAGGUGGACGUCGAGGUGGAUGUCGAGAUGGAUGUCGAAGAAGAGAUUGUGAUCCAGGAACCCCAUGAUGAUCAAGAACUAGAUGUUGACGAGGAGGAUGAGGAUGAAGCUGAUUCAAUUUCCUCUGAAUCCGCCAAUGUCGUCAAGCCCGUGCCCCAGAUUCGACCUCCCCCAGAUCUGCGGUUUGAAGAAUCCUAUCUUCGAGCAAUCUCUGCUGCCGAUGGAAAGUGGUGGAAGAUUGCCUACAUCACCAUCAGAGACCAGGUGUUUAUGCCGUUGAUUCAGGGUACCAUUUGGAGUUUCCUGUUGUUGUCUGCGUCGAGCUUGAGAGCAAAGUCGAGUGGCAGCGGACGGUACUAUGGAAGUUCUUUUGUGAGAUGGUGGAGAAGUAUCAAUCCUCCUAAUAGGAAGCAUUAA
Yarrowia lipolytica CLIB122 is the source of this 558-nucleotide messenger RNA. RefSeq lists its product as uncharacterized. Lineage: Eukaryota; Fungi; Ascomycota; Dipodascomycetes; Dipodascales. Gene Ontology annotation, molecular function: mitochondrion autophagosome adaptor activity. Gene Ontology annotation, biological process: mitophagy. The record is from RefSeq and is a predicted model, not a curated record.